UUGUUUGUUCCUUUAACAAAGGCGGUUAUCUCGCGACAUAUUGACUUCCGUGAGCUCAGUCGCAGGCUUUCCGAGGCUGAGGCAUUACAAUGGGUGCUUCCAGAGUUAAGACGUGUAGUCGCCACAUGGACUCUGGACCGUACAAUACGUACCUUACAGAAUCUAAUGGAAGUGGUGGUCAAUGCAAUGGAAGAGUUGAGUGGAUCGGCUGCCAAUGACCUAUUCAACGAGGCGCUUGAUGAAAUAUCUUUGGAGGUACUGGCACAGAAAGAGGCUGAAGAGGCGGCUGCAAACAUGGAUUUCUCAUUUACAAUUAAAUUUUGA
Molecule: messenger RNA, 324 nt
Organism: Protopolystoma xenopodis
Lineage: Eukaryota; Metazoa; Platyhelminthes; Monogenea; Polystomatidea; Polystomatidae
Source: the annotation of a GenBank genome assembly